Suricata suricatta (meerkat) is the source of this 3906-nucleotide messenger RNA. It is a transcript of the gene MMD, whose product is annotated as monocyte to macrophage differentiation associated. Lineage: Eukaryota; Metazoa; Chordata; Mammalia; Carnivora; Herpestidae. The coding region runs from base 1419 to 2213 and encodes 264 amino acids. The transcript is spliced from 7 exons. Gene Ontology annotation, molecular function: pore-forming activity. The record is from RefSeq and is a predicted model, not a curated record. Gene Ontology annotation, cellular component: membrane.
CUCGCAGACUUGCUCUUCUCCGGCCUUGGGAGCAAAUCUGGCUCCGUCCGUGGGAGACUACCUGAAGUCACUCGGGCAGGCUAUUGUUCUCUACAAAUUAUGAGUUUAUUUUUACCCCGAGUGAUUCCGGGUGGGCAGGGACUAAGCUGUCAUAAACAUGGCCACCCAGCUUCUUUGCUUUUAGGAGAAAACAUGAAAGUCUAUCCCUGUUGCUGUGUAAUGGCUUGACUAUUUUUAGAUUGGGCUGCCAGAGAUAUAAAUUGCUAUUUUAGUCCUCAGCCUGAUGGUGGGUAGACAAACCCUACUUACUUCACCCUAAACAGAACACUUUCUAUCCACCCUCCACCAUCUUGCUGUUUACCCUUUAAAAUUACUAAUAAUGGGGCACCUGGGUGGCCCAGUCCACUAAGCAUCUUGAUUUCAGCUCAGGUCAUGAUCUCAUGGUUCAUGGGAUUGAGCCCCGUGUCUGUGCUGACAGCAUGGAGCCUGUUUGGGAUUCUCUCUCCCUCUAGCUCUGUUGUUAAGUCUUGGGGUAAUGAUGAGGUAGAUCCCUGAAUGCUUGGGACACUUUGAAAGCAUUCUUCCCAAGGGUGCAAUUACUUUCUUUUUUACUAAUAAGAGCUCUGUAGCAACACUGUUGUCUCUUAGGAAAUUAGUAAAAUUAUUUAAAGUAUUAUCAGGGGAGAAAAGAUUUAUUUAUGUAUGUGCCAGAAUGUCUUGGAUAAAAUCUGAAGCUGUUAACUGCACGUUUCUAUUAAACAGUUUUCUGACCAUCUGGCGAAUUCCAUUCAAUCCGUACAUAUUCUGCACACGAGUUAGAUAACUAACUCAUUGGCGGUGCGAGUGACAUAUCUUCACUGUCCCAAAUUCCUUCCCCAGCGGAUUUUCCAUCUGAACUCUCUCUAUUGGGUUAACAGGAACUGCUGUCUUCUUUUUUAUUUAUUUGCUCUAAGGAUAACAGGCCCUUUUAAUUCCGGGAGAAAAUGCUAGUCUUUUGUUCCUAAGCCAGGCACUGAUUAGGAUCCCUUGACCAUGUGCUUCAGCCAAUUUCUGGCAGCCUGGCUCCGCCGUUUGGUUCAGCCUGGCACCAUUUUUCAUCAUGGCAAUUAAUAAGGUGCGACUGGUCAGAACUCAUUAGUGACAAAUAACAAAAUCUCCCCCUCCCCCCAUCUUAAACUAGCUCGAGCAAAAGGAUAAUUUAUAGUGCAAAGGCUGUUGACAUCUUGCAGGCUCCAAGCCCAGGAAUGCAGUGGCGCCUCUGAGGCCUGCGUGCUCUUGGGGCUCUUUUACCUUUGUUGGUUUCUCUGCAUCUGCUUCUUUCGGGCAGCUGCUUUCUUUAGCUGCCUGAAUUUACAUCUCCUCUUUUCCAGCAGAACAGGCAGACUAAACCAGCAUCCCUCAGAAAACAUGGCGUGGCUAUGGGUUGGGUUUGGGGAGAGCCUCACCCACACACUCAAGUGGAAGAAUGCUUCCUGGUUUUCACUAUUUCUACAGUUGGCCCAAAAGGAAGCAUGAAAUAUGGGUUCAUGAACCACCGGGCCCCAGCCAAUGGCCGCUACAAACCAACCUGUUACGAACAUGCUGCUAACUGUUAUACACAUGCAUUCCUCAUUGUUCCGGCCAUUGUGGGCAGUGCCCUCCUCCAUCGGCUGUCUGACGACUGCUGGGAAAAGAUAACCGCCUGGAUUUAUGGAAUGGGCCUCUGUGCCCUCUUCAUUGUUUCCACAGUAUUUCACAUCGUCUCGUGGAAGAAGAGCCACUUAAGGACAGUGGAGCAUUGUUUUCACAUGUGCGAUAGAAUGGUUAUUUAUUUCUUCAUUGCUGCUUCUUACGCUCCGUGGUUAAAUCUCCGUGAACUUGGACCCCUGGCGUCUCAUAUGCGUUGGUUCAUCUGGCUCAUGGCAGCUGGAGGAACCAUUUAUGUAUUUCUCUACCAUGAAAAGUAUAAGGUGGUUGAACUCUUUUUCUAUCUCACAAUGGGGUUUUCUCCAGCGUUGGUGGUGACAUCAAUGAAUAACACUGAUGGACUUCACGAACUUGCCUGUGGGGGCUUAAUUUAUUGCCUGGGAGUUGUGUUCUUCAAGAGCGAUGGCAUCAUUCCAUUUGCCCAUGCCAUCUGGCACCUGUUUGUGGCCACGGCAGCUGCAGUACAUUACUAUGCCAUUUGGAAGUACCUUUAUCGAAGUCCCACAGACUUCAUGCGACAUUUAUGACCAAUCUGUACUAGGUCUCGAAACCAGUAUUAUUUCAAUUAUGGCACUUGGGAGUGGGGUAAGAGCUGAAAGAGACAAACAAAAGAAAACCGCACUGACUUUCUUUAUAUCUUUUGAAUAUAAUUACUGUGAAAGUAUGAAAGCUGUGUUCUGGAAUUCUCCUCCUCACAGCAGAUAAAUAAGGUAGUGAAUUAAUUAUUCAUUCCAUUCCACUAUCAUGAAGGACUCUGGAUAGACUUGGCCAACUGAUGUUUACAAAACAGAAUUUUGUAUUUUAAUUUUACAGAUUUUACUACAUGAUUUUUCUAAAUUACUAGGUCAGGCUGAGAAGUCAGUGCAAUAACAAAGCUUCCUUUUUAAGAAAAAUUAUUUCUAUCACUUUCCCAUCAACAUUAUGAAGAAUCAUGGACAGAACUUACACUACUUUUACCAUGUUUCAUCUUGGCAUAACAUGGCUAUUUUUUAAAUAGAAAGUUUCGUUUUUUGUAAAUUUUUAAAGAUACUUCAUUGAAGCGCACCUCUGCGGUUCCUCAUUCAUGUGAAUUUUUGCAGCAAGCUGUCAACAUUCCACAAAUGAACAAACAUUAUACCUCUUCUGAGAGUUUUAUUAAGCAUAGAGAAAUGGCCAAUUUUUAAAAACUGCAGUUUUCCAAACUUUUCUGCCAACCUCUGACUCUAAACUCCAUGCUGCUUUGGGCCAUAUACUUGACCUAGUUUGGUUUACCAGUAAUGGAAAAGUAUUUUGAUAUCAUUAACUUUUUCAAAAGACUCAACUUUUUCUCUAUGCCUUUGCCAUGCGUUCUUCAGGGUCCCUUUCCACAGUGGAGGAGUAUUCACGUCUGUGUCGUGAUGGUAGUAUUGGAGUGAGCCUCCACUGACGACUCCUGAAGCGUGUUAGGCAUUACCCUGAAUAGUGGUAUUGCCCGUUUGGUGCCCGUCACUUAAGUCAUUGUCACUUAACUUACUAGUAUCAGUUUGGUACUCGUCUUCCAUUGUGGAACUAGAUGCACAAAUUCACAUUCCUAUCUUGCCCCUGCAUCUCCUGAUUUACUUUUUUUUCUUUUCCAUAGAAAAGUAUUUAAAGCGUUGUUUGACAGAUAGAAACUCAUGCGUCUGUAGUCAUGAGUUAUAUCCUAGCUCAGAGGAGUGGUAUUUAAUAUAUUAUUUUUGGUUUUUGCCCUCAGUGUCUUAUAUUAAGAUUAACUUUAGUUGCUUUGUUUAUUAAUCUCCUGUUGGUGUUUUAAUAAAUGAAAUAACCUUGCCUUUAGGUGGGUGCUGGCAGUGACUGCUUGCAAGUGUUGGAUUUUAAUCAGUGGAAUAGUUGUUUUGAUGAAACAUUUAGGCUUACUCACUGAAAUUUUGUACUGAUGCGGCUUUCAAAAGAGGGCUUAUUUUGGGUGUGCGUAUUUAGAACGCUCUGAUUUGAGUGAAUUCCAUGGGAAUGAAGAACAGAAGAACUGGUAUUUGCUGGUGAAUUCUCAAACAGGCAAGGAGCCCAGUGAUGACACCAACCAAACCACCCCUACCUGCAUGAUUCUGAACAUCCUGAUGCCUGUGUUUUGUGUGUAUUCUGUUUUUAAUAUAUUAACUUUUGUGAAUUUAAAGUCUGCCCAAAAGUAACACUGUCAAAACCACUAAAUUGUAUGUAAAAAAUUGUGCUGUAGACUAGAAUAAACUUGUGACUUGGAUUUGU